AUGUCCACUGCGGACCAGUUUGAUAAUCUGGACAAACACACUCAGUGGGGGAUUGACUUUCUUGAUCGCUAUGCAAAGUUUGUCAAGGAGAGGCUGGACAUUGAGCAAAACUACGCCAAGCAGCUACGGAACUUGGUGAAGAAAUACUGUCCAAAACGCCCUAAAGAUGAGGAGCCGAGGUUCACAUCAUGUCUGUCCUUCUACUCCAUACUGAAUGAGCUCAACGACUAUGCUGGUCAGAGGGAGGUGGUGGCGGAGGAGAUGGCUCAUAAGGUGUAUGGAGAGCUGAUGAGGUACAGCCAAGACCUCAAAGCUGAGAGGAAGCAUCAUCUACAGGAGGGCAGGAAGGCUCAGCAGUAUUUGGAUCAUUGCUGGAAACAGAUGGACAAUAGUAAAAGGAAGUUUGAGAGGGAGUGUAAAGAAGCAGAGAAAUCCCAGAUUACCUACGAUCGGUUAGAUAAUGACAUCAACGCCACCAAAUCAGAGGUGGAGAAGGCCAAAGCCCAGUUCUACCUGCGGACUCACAUGGCCGAUGAGAGUAAGAACGAGUACGCUGCUCAGCUACAGAACUUCAACGCAGAGCAGUGGAAACAUUUUAACAACGCCAUACCACACAUCUUCAAGAAUCUGCAAGACAUGGAUGAACGUCGGACAGUGAAGCUCGGAGAGACGUACCGGAGCUUUGCUGAGGCAGAGCGGAGAGUCAUUCCCAUCAUCUCCAAAUGUCUAGAGGGAAUGGUUUCUGCUGCCAAAGCUGUCGAUAUGCGAAAGGAUUCAGCCAUUGUUAUAGAGUCCUUCAAAUCAGGGUUUGAACCUCCAGGCGACUUUCCCUUCGAGGACUUCAGUCAGAAUCUGAGCAGAACGGGUUCAGAUGGGACCAUCAGCAACACACCCAAAGGAGAAAGGGACAAAGACGGGGCCCCGGGGUCACGCACCGACCCAAAACCCCCUAUGAGCAGAGCCAAGAACAAGCUCUGGCUGUUUGGGAAGAAACCAAAGGCCCCGUCUCUGGAGGAUUACAGCCACUUACCCCCUGAGCAGAGGAGAAAGAGGCUGCAGCAGAGGAUCGACGAACUCGGCAAAGAGCUCCAGAAAGAAAUGGAUCAGAGAGAUGCCCUGAACAAGAUGAAGGAUGUGUAUGAGAAGAAUCCACAGAUGGGAGACCCCAGCAGCCUGCAGCCCAAAAUAUCAGAGACCAUAUGUAACAUGGAGAAGCUGCGCUCGGAAAUCCACAAAAACGAGACUUGGUUAUCUGAGGUGGAGGGAAAGCAGAGCUCCAGAGGAGACAGAAGACACAGCGCCGACAGCCACCACCAUCACACCCCUCAAGGCAGAGAGAGUCCUGAGGGCAGUUAUACAGAUGACACCAAUCAAGAGCAUCACACGUCUCACCACCGCCCCAGUCCUCCGAAACACGGACACACCAACACCGAUCCCCACGAGUUUGAUGACGAAUUCGAUGACGACGACCCGCUGCCUGUCAUCGGCCACUGCAAAGCUCUCUAUUCCUUUGAUGGUCAGAAUGAGGGGACGCUGGUGAUGGCGGAAAAUGAGGUGUUGUACAUUAUCGAGGAGGAUAAAGGCGACGGCUGGACGAGGGCGAGGAAGCAGAGCGGAGAGGAGGGCUAUGUCCCCACCUCCUACGUAGAAAUCACCAUGGAGAAAAACAGCAAAGGUGCCGUCACCUACAUCUGAAGCUCCUCUGUCCUCUGUCCUCCUCUCAUCCGUCUGUCAUCCUCUCCACCUCUGCUUUCCAUUCCUCAGAAUAACACUACAAAAGGAAAAAAGACAGCAUCCGAACGCCUGCAUGGACAUUCAUCCGUUUCCUUUUUCUGACUUCCCAUCCCUCCAUCCUCCUCCUCUUUCCUCUAACCCUGUAAUCGUUUGUGCUCGUCCUUCUCUCAUAUCUGUGGGACUGAUGGAGAGAAAUAGGAAAACCUAUUUGGUGUUUGAGUAAUUUGUAUAUGUUUUUAAGUGUGUGUGUGUGUGUGUGAGAAAGAUGCCUCACCAUGUCUUGUGUGUUUUAAGUUUUAUAUAAUAUAUUAGAAACAAUUUUAGCCAUUCUUUAAUUAUUUUGGUGUUUCUUUUGGAGACGUUUAAAACUGAUUUAAGCUUUUUGGAUUCAGGUGUCGACAUAAUUUGAUCGAUGUUCUGAUUUCAUCUGUUUUUAUUUCUGUCUGAUUGCAGUUUGUGUGUGUGUGUUUGUACAUGCACAUUUGUUUUUCUUUGUUACCUGUGCCAUCACACUAAAGGUGGAAUUACACUGACAGGGGGUUGUCUGUUUUCAGCCUUAGUAGAAAAAACGUUUUCAUACUUUACUUUGUUACAGGAGUUUAGUCUUAUUGAUAUUGUCUGUCCUUUCAGUGCAGAGCUGGACAUUGUAAAGGAUAAGGCUGGCAUUACUCUGUAUAUUUCUUAGUUGUUAACAAAUGCCAUGAAAAGACAAAAACCAACACUGUCAGCUUUUCAAUACUAGUUCCUUACCCUGUCUGUGGCUCUCAAUUCCAAGCCUAUUGGACAUCCAAAUCUUUAAAAACACCCCCAAAUAUAUAUUUAUAAUCUUGAAAAAUUGUAGUUCUCAGUAAACAUUACUAAAACUGUAAACAGUGCAAUUGUUAGGGGGGUUUUCAGCUUCAACUAAUGCACAUUUGGUGCUCUAGUGGAGUGGUUUGCAAUGAUUUUGGAAUAUUGAUGGGCUUAAAAACUUUGAGGCAGCUGUCAAGAGUGAGCGAACUUUUUUAGCAACUACUAAACUCUAUACUGUAAGUUGCAAUGCCAAAAUAUGCCAAUAAAUAAACCUUUAAACCUUUAAAUAGGCAAGUCCUGAUGCCGGUAUGGAAUGAUGAUGCACAGAGGAAUAAGAGAUAUCAGCACAGAUAAUACGUUAGUCGGAUGAGUUCAUUGUUGGCUUUAGUCUGGUAUUUGUUGAAAUCUCCAGCCAUAUUCUUUAACUCUAAAAUCUAAAUCCACCAGGAUUUAGGAGAUAAAGUCAGGAAUAAGUUAAAGAAGUAGCAAAGUGCAGUGUGAAAACAAUUUCACUUCAGUUAAAGGAGGCUGUAACAAUUAUAAUUCUCACUGACAAAUCAUGUAUUUUAUGUUAUCUUGCACUUAUAAACUGUUCUUGGUCAUUGUUUGAGUCACUGAUUAAAAACAGCUCUGACCAUUA
Micropterus dolomieu (smallmouth bass) is the source of this 3166-nucleotide messenger RNA. It is a transcript of the gene fnbp1l, whose product is annotated as formin binding protein 1-like. The record is from RefSeq and is a predicted model, not a curated record. Gene Ontology annotation, biological process: signal transduction. NCBI's taxonomy places the organism in Eukaryota, Metazoa, Chordata, Actinopteri, Centrarchiformes, Centrarchidae. The transcript is spliced from 15 exons. The coding region runs from base 1 to 1695 and encodes 564 amino acids. Gene Ontology annotation, molecular function: protein binding.